AUGUCUAACACCUUCACCUUCGAGACCAUCCCCGCUGCGCAGGUCACUGAGACAAUGCUUGACCAAGCGGCGGCCCUUUUCUCCUCCGCUUACGGUAUUUGGAGCCCGGAGGCUGAGAAAAACAUGGGCAAAUACUGUAAACCAGGGAAGCGCGUCAAGAUGUCUGUCGAGCGUCUGAGGGAGCAGUCUCUCGCUCCAGGCACCAAUAGUGUGCUUGUUCGUAGUAUAGAUGGAGACAAGCUUGCAGGAUAUGCAUUCGCUACGCGUUGGAUGUAUGAGGGCCGCCAGAUUUGCUGGGUCACCCAACUUUGCGUCAGUCACGAGUACCGCGGUAGGAAGCUUGCGACACAGAUCUUGAUUCGUUUGCGUGAGGGCCAGAACGACCGCGGCUUCGGCAUCUUGUCAUCACAUCCGGCAGCUAUCCUAGGAGCCCUACGUGCCUGGGGUAGGGGCAUCGAGGAUGUCAAUAUGGAAAUAGCAAAAGAGCAUGCUGCUGGAAUUAUGGCUGCAUCGCCCGUCAAAUAUGUGAGGGAUGCUAAGCUCAAGGGCAGUUUGUUCGGUAGUGGCGACGAUGGCACGGUGUGCUGUGCGGAUACGAGCUUCUGGGUUGACCAUGCUGAGCCUUUUGCUGCACUUGCAGAGAUCAAGAAGAGGGCCACAUGGCCUUUUGGUGAUCUCCCUGAGGGCUGUGAAUUUUUGGUUCUGGCACAGCACCUUGACCUCAAAAACACCAUUUCAUCUCAUUACAUUACUUGCGAAGCUCAGAUUGAGUCUUCUGUUUCUCGAACUCUAUAA
Molecule: messenger RNA, 795 nt
Organism: Bipolaris maydis ATCC 48331
Lineage: Eukaryota; Fungi; Ascomycota; Dothideomycetes; Pleosporales; Pleosporaceae
Source: RefSeq, a predicted model, not a curated record